Messenger RNA from Pieris macdunnoughi, 519 nucleotides. The record is from the annotation of a GenBank genome assembly. NCBI's taxonomy places the organism in Eukaryota, Metazoa, Arthropoda, Insecta, Lepidoptera, Pieridae.
AUGAAGACGCACAUAUUUAUAAUCCUAGUUUUUGGACUCUCUGCAUACGCGAAAACCAUAGCGGAGGUGAUCGCAGAAACGGAAAAUGGAGCACAGACUACAGACAGUUUUAACGACCCACAGACAACAGAGAAUAGUUUUGUGACAUCGGAACCAGAAAUUGAUUUAAAUUUAAAAAACGUUGAUGCUAGUAUGGAAAUCGUAAUUGAAGAGAACGUAAAAACGCCGUAUAAUUUACUUAAUGAAGCUGUGACCGACUUUGAUUUGGGCGAGGUAUCACCCAAUGAUGGUGACUUCUACUACAAUGACGUCAUCAACAGAGACCCCAAUGAAAUAAUGGAUACCGCUGCCGGUUUCGCACCAUUACCUUUUCUGAAAAAGAGGAGGAAGGCACAAAGGCCGUAUGCAACAAGAAGAUUCUUCCAAAAACCUUACGCUUAUAGAAGAUUUCAGUACUUUUACCCCUAUUAUUAUGGGUUUUACCGCCCCAGCUCUCUAAGAUAUUAUAAUUAUUAUUAG